Messenger RNA from Durio zibethinus, 1478 nucleotides. Its product is annotated as auxin-induced protein 6B-like. Gene Ontology annotation, biological process: response to auxin. The record is from RefSeq and is a predicted model, not a curated record. Lineage: Eukaryota; Viridiplantae; Streptophyta; Magnoliopsida; Malvales; Malvaceae.
UCUCAAAGCAAAGCCCAAACCAAACGAAGACUUAAUUUUUCUCUUUGAAUUCUUUGUUUUCCGGGAAAAUGUCCGCGGGCCUUGGAAAAUGCAGCAAAAUCCGUCACAUUGUGAGGCUUCGGCAGAUGCUGCGGCGGUGGAGGAACAAGGCUCUCCUGUCGGCCAGCCGCAUCCCAUCCGAUGUGCCGGCCGGACACGUGGCGGUCUGCGUGGGGACGAGUUGCAAGAGAUUCGUGGUGCGAGCGACGUACCUGAACCAUCCCCUCUUUAAGAAGCUUCUCAUCCAAGCCGAGGAAGAGUACGGCUUCACUAAUCAAGGCCCAUUGGCAAUCCCCUGCGACGAGUCCGUCUUCGAAGAAGUGAUUCGGUUUAUUUCCCGGUCGGAGUCGGGUCACUCCGGUACGUUCGUGAACAUCGAGGACUUUAAAGGGAACUGUAACAUGGGAAUCAGGGGUAAGCUUGAUUUGUGGACCGAAUCUCGACCGUUACUUCAUGGCUUCACUGAGAAAACGGUCUGGUAACUAAAGAAACAGUGGAAAGAAAAAGGAUAGACUUUGAUUCUUACCCGGGGUUUUUGACUCAGUUCCGAGUUUGCUCGAGUGAACAAUUAAUUAGACGCUCUAAAACAGUGAGUUGGCCGAGUGGAGGAAGAGGUGGUUGCUAAUUCUUUGGUUUUUACUUACCAUAAUAUCAAGGUAAGUUGGUGGGGUUUUUUUUUCUUUUCCUCUUUCAAAAAAUGGUCUGUAAUUGGUUAAAAUUGGGGUGUAAAGUAAGCUCCGGAGAAUUCAUGGAGAUGGCAGAAAAGGUGGUGAGUUACCCGCCGAGUCGUCCCGGGUUCGAAUCUGAAUGGAGUCAAUAAAAGGUCGAGACUUUGAGACAGUUAAAUUCACGAAGAAGAAGAACAAAAGAAAAAGAGAAAAAAAAAAAAUGAAGUGAUUGUUAUAUAAAAAUCACUGCAGUAAAUUCUGUGAUUUAUUGGCUAAUGAAGGAAAAAUUGUAGAGAUAUAAUAGUUCCAUAUGGCUUUCACUUGUUUGUUGUUUUUGAAAUUUGUAAAUUUUAAUAAUUGAGUAGAGAAUUACAUUUCAUAGUGUAGUGUUUCUUUCAAUCAUGGUGGGCGUUGCGGGAGUUAUAAUGGCACCAACCCACGUGAAAGAAAGUGUCCCUCCCCAUGAUUCCCCAUUGCCUAUGUUUCACCUGCUUGGAUCAACUCUUACGUCUUUUCAAGGGAAAAUGUAAACAUUUGACAUUGUAAAUCAAAAUAAACAAUUUUCCAACUACAAUUAAAAAGUUAUAUUUUAAGUCAUAGAUAUUUUAAUAUCAAACCAGCAGUAUUGUCGAGCAGUAUUUGACAAUCUAGUUCAUUUUUAAAAUUUUUUAAGCCAGUAAGUUUGAUUAAUAUUCUUGUAGGUUCAUAAUUCUGUUGGUAGCUAGCCAACAGCUUCAAAGUUUACUGAUCAGCCAAUAAUGGCCAAGCCAA